Molecule: messenger RNA, 3729 nt
Organism: Eleginops maclovinus (Patagonian blennie)
Lineage: Eukaryota; Metazoa; Chordata; Actinopteri; Perciformes; Eleginopidae
Gene: gdnfa
Product: glial cell derived neurotrophic factor a
Exons: 3
Coding region: 687-1451 (254 amino acids)
Biological process (GO): positive regulation of branching involved in ureteric bud morphogenesis; peripheral nervous system development; negative regulation of neuron apoptotic process
Molecular function (GO): receptor tyrosine kinase binding; glial cell-derived neurotrophic factor receptor binding; growth factor activity
Source: RefSeq, a predicted model, not a curated record
GACGCGCGUGGUGACUCUUCGAGCUGCAGACACUAUCUGACCCGGAGAAAAUGGAGAAUCAAUACCCCCAUCUGAGUUGUUUACUAUGUCAAGAAACUGUCAGAUGUUGGCGAUUAUGAACAUUUAAAUCUGUUUAGGAUAUAACGACGCUUCAAUUGUUUCAUGAAGAAGCAGACGGGAGCUUUUCUGCGCUCUGGGAAACCGAUAUUGUGCACCUUUUGCGCCUUGCUUAUGCUCUGGAGACGCUGAUGUCUUCAUUGGACGCCUUUCAGUCGGAGAUGGUGGAACUCUCUCGGAUUUCCAACGUGGAAACGUAGCAUCCAAUUAAUCAGCGACUGCAACUGUACCCCGUAAGGCGCAGUGGCACUUGGUCCGCUCUCUUCAACACCUACCUUUGGACUCCAAAGUGUGGAAAGACGCAUGGUUUGGUUGCUGCGCCGGACCGAGUAUGAAAAACACACCUGGUGCGGAAUUUCAGUUUUUUUUCUAUCAAGACAUGAACCGAAAUUGAACUCCUUGUAAGGAAUUUGUCAGAUUUGUUGCUUUUGAACGAUCCAUGCAGCGGAUUCGGCUUGGGACACUCAAUGAGUCGCGUUUUCUGUUUUGGAUUUUAAAACCAACAGCCAAUUGAGUUUCAGGUCUGCAUGGGCCAUAUUUAAGCUUUCUUCAUAGGAACUGAGUCUAAGAUGAAGUUAUGGGAUGUUUUGGCCACGUGUUUGUUGCUCCUGAGCUCUGUUGCUACACGGCCUCUCUACCAAAACACUCAGCCAGCCAAGAGGACUUAUUUCUCCAGCAGCUACAGUGAUUCUGCGUCCCUGUCUGUGGAGGACGAAGAGUCAACGUACCAGCGUGAAGACCAUAACCUGCAGGAGAUCUCCAUGGAGGAUCAAUAUGAUAUCGCAGGUCCCUAUCCAGAGCAGUUUGAUGAUGUGAUGGAUUUUAUCGAGGCUACCAUUGGCAGACUCCGGAGAUCAUCGGAGACCGGCGGGAGCACCAAGGGACGGCGGGAGCAGAAGCAGAGAGGAGCAGCAAACACGGGAGGCCUGAGAGGCGAGAAGAGAGGACAUGGCGACAGGAAGCGUGGUCGAGGGCGAGGGGGAAAAGGAGGGAGAGGCGAGAAGGGGAGGGAGAGGGAGAGGGAGAGGAUAUCAGUGCAGACCCGAGGCUGCUUGCUAAAGGAGGUCCAUCUCAAUGUGACAGAUUUGGGGCUGGGAUACCAGACGAAAGAGGAGCUGAUCUUCAGGUACUGCAGUGGCCCCUGUGUGGAGGCGGAGACAAACUAUGACAAGAUUCUCAACAACCUCACACACAACAAGAAGCUGGACAGGGACACGCCCUCUCGCACCUGCUGUCGACCAAUAGCUUUCGAUGAUGACUUAUCUUUCUUGGACCACAAUUUUAUGUAUCACACACUGAAGAAGCAUUCUGCCAGGAAGUGUGCCUGUGUGUGAGGACCUGAAUCAGUGAGAUAAGGAUUGUCUGUAUGGGCUGGUGGGAUCUCUAGUGGAGUGUAUUUUUUGAAGGAGACACAUGGGAGUACAUAAGGCCACCUCUCUCAGUGACAAGAUGGGAGAGGCGAGUCAGAAAGAACAUCUAACUUUACAUUCAACCGUCCAUGCUAAAUCCUUCAUCAUUCUUGACCACUUCGGAGUUUCCGGUCAUACACUUUCAGAAACGUAUGAUAUCUGUACAAAUUUGAGGGAGAAACAAUACUGUUACACUUCCAGAUUUACUAACUGUGCUGUCUAAAGAAAGUGAAGAAAAGUGAAGACUAAGUUGGCUUUUUCUUCUGGAGGAUUUCAUUUUCCCAGGAACAUCAGUUUUCCCUAGGUGUACUCCAGAUGAACACAGAGAUUUCAGGAGUAUAUUCAGCUGCGGUCUAAAUCACUUCCACUCCAUGGUCUGAAUGUUGACAUUUAAAUUCAGAGCCAAGGGAUGACAAAUACCACACAGGAGUUCAGAAAAGACUUUCUGGAACAACGCAUCUAUAUAAAAUCUAAUCAUAUAUAUAUAUAUAUACAUACAUAUAUAUAUAUACACGUGUGUGUAAGAGGUAUAUUUAUUAAGAUGGGAAUUAACUUAUUGUUAUUUAUUUCAAUCCAUUUUAUGAAAGAAAUUGUUGUUUUUUUAUUUAUUUAAAAGCUUUGUUUGUCCAGGAUGGUGCCGAUGUGAAGCAUUUUCUCAAAGUUAGAAUCUCAAUCUAUAAAAGGUGAUCCAGAACUGCUAAACACAACCUAAAAAUACUUAUCUGCUUUACCUAGAUUCCAGGGUUUCUCAAUUCAUGACUCCAAAGCAUCAUAAUUAGCUAUCCAGUUAAGGGAGGGUAGAAAGAGACACAGAGGAGGGGACCAAUAAAAUGUGUGAGGGAUGAAUUGACCUGUUGUUUUUGGAGCAUUUUGAGGGACAGCAUGGUAGAUAUUUCACCUCAACUUUCCGAAUGUGACAAUGCUAAGACAAGGGAAGCUCCAGAUCGGUAUCUCAGCAAAUUACACUUUGCUGCUAUUUAUUUUCAUUGUAGAUUUCCAUUUAAUAAUCUAGAAGAGAUUUAGUGUCCGUCCAAACAGGAGCCACCACAUCUUUCAAUUGAAAUCUAAAAUUAACAGGAGAGUAGUGCUCUCUCUGGGGAUCUGCAGGUGUCUUUGAGGAUCCAUAGUUUGAGUCACAGAAGCUGCUAGAAUGCCUGCCUAUCAGCGUACGUUACCCGAAACCUCACUCUGGCCUUGCACCAAGUCUGAGCAAAGGCUUUGCAGCGGUUACUGUCCCAAUAGGCUUUAAAGUUCACAAGACUGCUUGUGUUUCUGUCUCGUCUCUGACAGACAGGUCUUACUCCCUGAAAGGGGAUUUGAAAGUGAUCCUCUAACACGAGUCUUAACCAAAUAUCCCUGAGGGCAAAGAAAUAUUGGUGAAGGCAGUUUAAGGAAGAUCUAACUGCUGUAGCUGUCAUCGCACAACUGAUGUUAAUAUCUCUAAGACUAGACGUUUGGACAAAAGGAUAUGUUUUGGAAUUACAGAGCAAAGUAGAUGGGUAAGCUCAACACAUGCUUUUUGCAUGUAAUGACUUGUUCAGCCAGGUUUAUUCCCAAACUAUACACAAAUAUACAUCCAGGAAAACAAGAGCAAGGGAAUCGUUUUAAGUGGAACAAAGAGUGCCCUCGUGUAGGUCUUGAUGUUAGCACGGAUUAGGGACCAAGGUAUCUGUGCCCACCCGGCAGCAAGCAAGCCAGCUUUACUGUGUAAUCCCCCGCACACAGAACAAAUCCACUGCAUCAAGCUGAAUUUAGGCCAAACACUACACAAAGAGGGGAAAAAAACUCUAGCUUUUAUCACAGCAUACCUCAUCAAUUGGAUCAUCUUCCCCUUUAACAACUGAUUUGAGCAUAAGCCUUUCCAGAUGAGAAUGUGCAGUUAGGAGACUUCCCAGUAGCCUCAGAGCGCCUCGUUACUCUAUGUUACUAUACGUUAAAGUCUGUAAACUGUGACCACUAGCCCAUCUCCAUGACUGUUUGCUCAACUGUUCCUUGAUGAGAAGUCUUCUGGUUUGGAUGUACAGGUAAACAAUCGAAAGAUAAAGAUGCGAAGGAAUCCUUAGUGUUAAUAUUAGACGAAAGGAUUGGAUUUAUUUUCACUCCUUAUUGUGUCAUCACCUCUGUCAUGUCGUCUCACUUGUUUUGUGUUACAGAACCAAAGCUCUCUGCAAACUUUAUUUUUGUACAAUAUUCAUUUUAUAAC